Messenger RNA from Cryphonectria parasitica EP155, 870 nucleotides. RefSeq lists its product as uncharacterized. Bases 1 to 870 code for a protein of 289 amino acids. Gene Ontology annotation, molecular function: transferase activity, transferring alkyl or aryl (other than methyl) groups. Gene Ontology annotation, cellular component: membrane. NCBI's taxonomy places the organism in Eukaryota, Fungi, Ascomycota, Sordariomycetes, Diaporthales, Cryphonectriaceae. The transcript is spliced from 2 exons. The record is from RefSeq and is a predicted model, not a curated record.
AUGGAAUCCUUACUAUAUCACCUUGAAACCAUCUAUCUCUUCAGCCGUAAUGACAUCAAAGUCGCCAUUUAUAUGGGCUUCCUCUUCGGCGCGCUGAACGCCUCUGUCGCUUCUGCGUUCGCCAUGGGACCAUCUCUCUCCCUCCAACAAAUAUUAGCGUCUGCACCUUCGAUGCUCCUGUGGUCCUGGAGCCAUCUAUUUCUCUUCAACCUUCACAACCAGCGGCAUGCUUCUUCCAUCGCCGAAGACGCCAUCAACAAGCCCUGGCGGCCUCUCCCAUCAGGGCGCCUGACCUCCCAACAAGCAACUUGGAUGAUGUACUGCAUGUAUCCAGUCGUCUUCCUCGUCUCGUUGAACGCUGGAGGACUGGUCCCAUGUCUUGUGGAAACGACGUUAUGCCUGUGGUACAACGAGUUAGGAGGAUCAAACAAUCCCUUCCUCAAGAACGUCCUCAACGCCUUUGGAUUCUCCUGCUUCUUUGCAGGGCCUCUCGAAGUGGUCACAGGACACUCCAUCUUUUCUGGCGAUAUGAAGGCAGCUACCUGGCUCUUAAUUCUCGCCUCGGCCAUCACCACCAUGAGCCACGCUCAGGACUUCCGGGACAUGGUGGGAGAUAAAGCUGCCAAUCGCAAAACUAUACCGCUCCUGAUUGGUGAUAUGAAUGCCAGGGUGGUUUUGGCAGUCGGUGUCGCAACCUGGACUGCAAUUGCCUGCUGGUUCUGGGAGGCAGGGCCUCGCGAAAGUCUCGCCGCCUGGGCUGCUGGGCUUGCAAUGGUUGGGAAUUUCUUCAGAGACAGGACGCAAAAGGGAGACUCUCUGUCGUGGAAGUUGUUCCCGCUUUGGUUGCUUGUUACUGGCAAUAUAGGAUAG